UAGGACAUAUUUUUGUUGCAACACACAGCCAUCAUGGAGGCGGAACGAAUUUUACAAUAUCUGACCGAAGUUGAAGAGGCAGCGGAGGAUGUUCUUGCAAACAAACAACAGAUCGUGGAUCUGGACACGAAGAGGAAUAUGAACAGGGAAGCGUUGAAUGCUCUGAAACAUGAGAUGGCAUCAGAAGAAAAAGUGAAGGUUUGCUGUGGAAACAUGUUCAUCCAAUUCCCAACGAAGACGAAAGAGAUGAUACAGAGAGACCAGCAGCAGCUAGACAAGGAGAUCAACAACCUUCGCCAAGCCCUUAAAGACAAAUUGAACCGCCUCAAUGAACUGCAAGGGAAACCGGAGCUGACAGGAUACAACCUGUGUCCUCUUUCCGAUGUCGAGGUGAAGGCCAUCAACCACCUGAUGAAGAGAUGAGGGUCUGACCCAAUGGCGGCUGGUGGUCAUUUAUAUUGGAGGCUCUGGAACAGAAUUAAUGGAACAGUAUCAAACACAUGGUUUGAGGAACAACACAUCCUAAACCCCACGUGGACCCUCAACAGUGGGAGACUGCAAAACGUAUAUAAAUGCAACAUGUAAAGUUCUGGUCCCUUGUAUCAUGAGCUAAAAUAAAAGAUCCCAGACAUUUUCCAUAUGCACAAAUGUCUUUACAUCCCUGUUA
This is a messenger RNA of Oncorhynchus masou masou (cherry salmon), 667 nucleotides long. Its product is annotated as p53 and DNA damage-regulated protein 1-like. NCBI's taxonomy places the organism in Eukaryota, Metazoa, Chordata, Actinopteri, Salmoniformes, Salmonidae. Gene Ontology annotation, cellular component: prefoldin complex. The record is from RefSeq and is a predicted model, not a curated record. Gene Ontology annotation, biological process: protein folding.